Ectocarpus sp. CCAP 1310/34 is the source of this 1218-nucleotide messenger RNA. The record is from the annotation of a GenBank genome assembly. NCBI's taxonomy places the organism in Eukaryota, Phaeophyceae, Ectocarpales, Ectocarpaceae.
UUUUUGAGGAGAAUGGCGCGAGAAUGUACACCGGCAUCCAGACCGUAUUGAAGGACAUGUCAUGGCGCCCUCGUCGCCAUGUGUCCACCAUCCUCACGGAGUACGGAAAACCUGACAUCGUGCGCUUCCUCUCCCUACUUGCGAACGGGAAGGGCAACCUCAUCGUGAAGAGACCCUGCUCGAAGACGUGCACUUCGACGUUGCCAACCUCGGGCCUAUUCGUCGACGAAUUGUCGCGUCGCAUGAAGUGAUGGCUGAGUGUUGUGAGCACUCAUUCCUUCUUCAUGAAGUUGAACUUCCGCGCGGGGUCGCGAAUUCGUUGGGAAUACUCUUGGGCGUGGCGCUUUGUGUGGCGGUUGGGCAUGUCCCAGCCGUAUAUUGCCUAUGGUCAGCGUAUUCGUCAGAUUUUAGCCCAAUAUCGCCAUACGGUGGUUUACUACUAUUAUGUGUCUUUAUGUAAAUCUAACCAACCGGCUGGCACGUGCGUAAGUUCGAACGGAUUGUAGGUGGUGAUAUUUCGUCCGGCAGGGGAGAGGGCGCAACCGAGUAUUGCGUGUGGAUGGCAAAGAACAUCAUUCGUGGAGCAAAUAUGUUGCAAAGAUUGCCGGCGUGAGCGGGAUGGAGAGGAUGACAAUUGCUUGAGUGCUGUUUUUGAGAAGACAGGGAAGCGUUGUUUGUCUGUGAUGUGCAUCGUGUGUCCGGACCUCUUCGUAGUUUUUAUCAUGUCGUGUUUUGCUAGGCAGUCGUGUAUCAAAGCGGGCAGACCGCGCCACCACUGAACCUCUUUUUUUGGCGGAGGCUUAUUUCUUGUUUUGUCUACGGGGUACCACCAUAGCGACUAUAUAGGUUAAAAUGUAGAUAUCUUGCUUGCCUUGAAAGCCAAAAUCUCAGAUGUUGUUUUUUUUUAGGCUCAAGUUCUUCAAGUGGCGGCGCGUUCUGUAUUUCGCACGGUUUUGCCACGAGACGAUGAACGAACAUGAACGCAAAGAAAAGAGUCCCGCGAUCGCGAUGGUAAGUGAAAAAAAAUGGUGUACCAGUACAGACACCAUACUAAAAUCGCGGCCGCAGAUUGCUUGCAAGGUGCGAUUCGGGCCACCCUGGCAGGGUGGACCCUGUCCAGGGUGUUCAGCAUAGACCUUGCAGCCGGUUCACCUUUCUGCCGUUCACCGGGUGGGGUACCCUGGCAGGGUGGGUUUUUGGCCACCCUGCCAGGGCGGC